This is a messenger RNA of Nicotiana tabacum (common tobacco), 2145 nucleotides long. NCBI's taxonomy places the organism in Eukaryota, Viridiplantae, Streptophyta, Magnoliopsida, Solanales, Solanaceae. The record is from RefSeq and is a predicted model, not a curated record.
AUGGGAUCUUAUCAAUUAAUCAGAGAGAAGAAUGAUGCAAGAUUAAGUCGGGAUCUAGAACAAGGAGAUGUGCAAGUUGAGGUAGAAGUUAAGAAUUUUUGUUCGCCUAGAAAUAUUGAGGUUAUUACAAGUGAUGCACAAAAGGAUUACAAUAAUGGUGUCGAAUUGGCUGCUUUGACAUCUACAAAUUUGUCCACAAAUACAUUGCCAAUAUCAGGCAGCAGGCCUAAGACUGGUUCCGCUGCAGCGAGUGAAGAUGGUCGCCUUCUUUCUCUUGACGUUUUUCGCGGUAUUACUGUUGCGUUAAUGAUCUUUGUAGAAUACGCUGGUGGACUUUAUCCCUCUGUUAAUCAUUCACCUUGGAAUGGUUUAAGCCUAGCAGAUUUUGUGAUGCCAUUUUUCCUCUUUAUUGUUGGACUCUCUCUUGGACUUGCAUACAAGAACUUGCCCUGCAGAUUGACCGCCACUAGAAAAGCAAUAUACCGUGCACUUAAGCUUUUCAUUAUUGGACUUUUUCUUCAAGGGGGCUAUUUUCAUGGUCUCAAAAAUCUAACUUAUGGAGUGGAUAUUGCGAAUAUUAGAUGGAUGGGUAUAUUGCAGAGAAUUGCAAUUUCAUUUUUGGUGGCAGCAAUGUGUGAAAUUUGGUUUAAGGGACGUGAUAAUAAUGAAGUCAAUUCAGGGCAAUCUUUGUUGAAGAAAUACCAUAAACAAUGGGCCAUCGCUAUAAUAGUUAGUGUUGUCUACCUUUCUUUAUUCUACGGUUUAUAUGUUAAUGAUUGGGAGUAUCAGAUGCCAAUGGACGUAACAAAGACAUUCUCAGUAAAAUGUGGUGUACGGGGAGAUACUGGACCGGCAUGUAACGCUGUUGGAAUGAUUGAUCGAAAAUUAUUUGGCAUUCAACACUUAUAUACAAGACCAAUUUAUGGAAGAUUAAAAGAAUGUAGUGUCGAUUCUCCUGACUAUGGUCCCCUGCCUCUAGAUGCUCCAUCAUGGUGUCCAGCCCCUUUCGAUCCAGAAGGCGUUCUGAGCUCGUUAAUGGCGAUUGUAACGUGCUUCAUUGGUUUGCAUUAUGGCCACAUUAUUGUCCAUUUCAAGAAUCAUAAAGUUAGAAUUCAGCAAUGGUUGAUACCAUCCUAUUGUCUUGUACUGUUCUGUGUAAUAUGUGACUGCUUCGGGAUGCAUUUAAACAAGGUUUUGUACUCCUUCAGUUACAUGUGUGUUACUGCUGGUGCAGCUGGAUUUCUCUUCACUGCAGUCUAUGUGAUGGUUGAUGUGUUGGGUUAUAGGCGCUGGACUACCGUGCUGAAAUGGAUGGGAACGAAUGCAUUGCUAAUCUACGUUCUUGUAUCGUGCAACAUUCUGCCGGUUAUUUUGCAGGGUUUUUAUUGGAGGCGGCCUGACAAUAAUAUUCUUACUUUGAUUGGUAUUGUACAUAUAAAAGAGCAAAACCAAGUAGUUGAUUUACUAGCAAAGCCUGGCUGCCAUGUGGAUAGAACUGCAGGCAUCACUGUUUUUGCACAACCUCCGUCUUUUGUUCGAACAACUUUGGAAGGGUUGCACCCAUCAGCUCUUCAGCACGAAAUCUAUGAAAGCAGCACAAGCAACAAUGAUGGACGAAGACAGGAACUCGAUGAAGUUGAUGAACUAAGAGAUAUGGCUUAUAUAAGAAUGAUCGCCCAAAAAGAACAAGUAGAGCAUUAUCAUAACAAGAAAGUAAAGGUCAAGCCACACAAAAUCGGAGACUACGUACUCAAAGCUAAAACCCAAGCGAGCAAAGAUCCCAGGGAAGAGAUAGUCUACGCCCUGGAGAAGCUCAGACCAAAAGUGAAGUGGGCGCCGAAGAUGAGAUCAGACCCUAAUACUAGAAAGUCUGACGCCCUAUAUGAGUUCCACCAAGAACGAGGGCACAAAAUGGAAGACCGCAUUGCCCUAAGGCAGGAGGUCGCGAAUAUGCUAUGUCAAGGACAUCUUAAAGAGUUGCUAAGCGAUAAGGGAAAAACCAAUUUCGCCAGAGGGCGCGAACAUCAAGGGCCACCUAAACCACCCUCACCAGCCCGUACCAUAUGUAUGAUCAUCGGAGACAAUGCCUCUAUCUACAGUGUAAAGUUCACCACUACACAAACUCAAUCGAUCCAUCACCCGUGA